ACCUGAAACACCAUUACUAUCCUGUCCGACUCUAAGCUAUACACACCACGCCAGCCCGACCGUGCGACGCUCUUUCUUUGUGCUUGCAGUCACACGCUGUCUUUGUCUUCGUCCGACCCAGACGGACCUGAGAUUCACAUCCCUCUCUACCCUUUUGACCCACAAUGGCAUCCUCACACAGCACAUUUCCCAUUCGCCAACAAACGUAUGGCCGCGCCUCCGCGCCUCCACCUACGGCCUAUGGCCCAACCAAUGCGCAAGUCCGCGAAACCGCUAGACUCGAACGCGAACGUAACGAACGCCUCGAGCGAGAGCGUGCCGCCCAACCGCACGCCGAAAUCUCUGAAGAGCAGCGCGAAGAAAUCAACGAGGCGUUCGCACUCUUCGAUCUCGACAAGGACGGUCAUAUUGACUAUCACGAACUCAAGGUCGCGAUGAAGGCGCUCGGAUUCGACCUGCCAAAAGCGGAGAUUCUAGGCAUUCUGCAGAGCCAUGGUGUGCCUGCUGGGGGGGUAGGGAAUGGGAAAGCCUCGGUGGGCGCGGCAGGAGGGGUGGCGACGGCGGGGAGGCUGUUGCUACCGCUGACGGCGUUUCAGACCGUUAUGGCAGGUCGGAUUGCGAGUAGGGACCCGAGAGAGGAGAUUAAUAGGGCAUUUGAUCUAUUUGACGCCGAUCAGAAAGGGUCAAUCUCGUUGACUGACCUAAGAAGGGUCGCGAGGGAACUUGGGGAGGGCCUACAAGAGGAGGAGCUGGCGGCGAUGAUUGAGGAGUUUGAUAUGGAUGGAGAUGGUGCUAUUAGUAGAGAGGAGUUCUUGGGUAUUUGCCUUGGUUGAGCAAGCUAUUGGAGAACAGACAGACAUUCAUACAAGCGAGGAGUUGGGAGUCUUGUACUUGGGUUGUACUUUUGAGGACUGUACUUGCAGGCGCGCAAUCCGUUGGAUUGUGUGAUCUGGCUUUUCGGGUAUCGAGCCGAACUUGAUGAAUAUUUUUAUCUAGCUGCUCCUAAACUGUACAAAGUGAUGUAGCGUAGUCUACAAAGGGAACGCAAAAAAUCGAACUGUACAACUAUU
Pseudovirgaria hyperparasitica is the source of this 1070-nucleotide messenger RNA. Its product is annotated as EF-hand. The transcript has a single exon. Gene Ontology annotation, biological process: spindle pole body duplication. Gene Ontology annotation, cellular component: mitotic spindle pole body; half bridge of spindle pole body. Bases 165 to 833 code for a protein of 222 amino acids. Gene Ontology annotation, molecular function: calcium ion binding; microtubule binding. Lineage: Eukaryota; Fungi; Ascomycota; Dothideomycetes; Acrospermales; Acrospermaceae. The record is from RefSeq and is a predicted model, not a curated record.